AACAACGCUUCCUCUACGCUCGUGCGGCACUGCUACGCAUUGACGCGACGGCUGGCACGUCUCCCGAGAGUGGUGCGAGAUCCCAGUGUAUCAGAACGAGCUGAGGGACGACGUAAAUGCAGGCACGAGCCUGAUCCGCGCGCACAGAGUGACGCCUGGCGGCCUAUCGACGAGCAUCGCAAUCGUGCAUUCGAAAAAUGGCUGACAGCGGGGAUGGUGUGAACAACACGUCGUCCGGGAAAGAGACGAGAAAUACACUUACCGACGGUCCGGUCACCGAUCCAGCGUCUAACACGAAGAGCCUAGAGGCAUCAAAUAAUGCCUUUCACGGCGCGAGAACAAAAUUAGACUCAAAAUCCGGAGCGCUGAAAAAGUCCAGCCGUUAUCGGAGCCGCUCUUUGUCAGCUAGCAGUACCGAUAGUUACAGUUCUGCCUCUUAUACAGGAAGUUCGUCCGACGAGGAUGAUGUGUCACCGCGCGAGAAGAUCCAGAAGGCGGAGAAGGGCUUUACGGAUUUCUGCGUGCGCAACAUCAAUCAGCAGGCUUUUGGUCGCAGAGAGAUCGAGAUCGCCGAGCAGGAAAUGCCGGGGAUCAUGGCACUGCGAAAACGCGCGGCGGAUGACAAGCCACUGAAAAACGCCAAAAUCGUGGGAUGCACUCAUAUCAACGCGCAGACUGCCGUUCUGAUUGAGACACUAGUGGAAUUGGGUGCGCAAGUGCGAUGGGCGGCAUGCAACAUUUAUUCCACGCAGAACGAAGUGGCCGCGGCAUUAGCGUACGCCGGGUAUCCGGUGUUUGCGUGGCGCGGCGAAACCGAGGAAGAUUUCUGGUGGUGCAUUGAUAAAUGCGUAGCGGCUGAGAAUUGGCAGCCUAAUAUGAUAUUAGACGACGGUGGUGAUGCUACGCACUUAAUGCUCAAGAAAUACAACGCCAUGUUCAAAAUGAUUCAAGGAAUCGUCGAAGAGAGUGUCACGGGUGUUCACAGACUAUAUCAAUUAUCAAAGGCAGGUAAAUUGUCAGUCCCCGCGAUGAACGUGAACGACAGCGUGACCAAAACAAAAUUUGACAAUCUUUACAGUUGCCGCGAGAGCAUUCUCGACAGUUUGAAAAGAUCUACCGACAUCAUGUUCGGCGGGAAGCAGGUUGUGAUAUGCGGUUACGGGGAGGUUGGAAAAGGAUGUUGCCAAGCUCUCAAGGGCUUGGGUUGCAUCGUAUAUAUCACCGAGAUCGAUCCUAUAUGCGCUCUGCAGGCUAGCAUGGACGGCUUCAGAGUGAUGAAACUCAAUGAAGUGAUUCGAAAUGUAGACAUUGUUAUUACAGCGACGGGCAAUAAAAACGUAGUUACGCGCGAGCACAUGGACAAAAUGAAGAACGGAUGCAUCGUGUGCAACAUGGGUCACAGCAACACGGAGAUCGACGUCAACAGUUUACGUACGCCCGAUUUGACUUGGGAGAAAGUAAGGUCGCAAGUAGACCAUGUUAUCUGGCCGGACGGUAAGCGCAUCAUCCUGUUAGCGGAAGGUCGUUUGGUGAACUUGUCGUGCUCGAGUAUUCCAUCCUUUGUGGUGUCGAUUACUGCCGCUACGCAAGCAUUAGCUCUCAUUGAACUAUUUAACGCGCCACCAGGACGAUAUAAGAGCGACGUUUAUUUGCUGCCAAAGAAAAUGGAUGAAUACGUAGCGUCGCUGCAUUUACCCACAUUCGACGCGCAUCUGACGGAAUUGACCGACGAACAAGCCAAGUACAUGGGCCUCAACAAAGCCGGUCCGUUCAAGCCUAAUUACUAUCGCUACUAAAAAACCAAUGGACGAGUAAAAUGUGGCAUUGACUAGCACGUGCGACACUCACUCAACAUUACACAUCUUCACAAAUAUUAAAAAAAAAAGUCAACCACCCUUCCUCCUUGACUUUGUACUUGAAGUCAGCUUUCUUUUUAUCCCACUGACGUUCUCUCCUCAUAAAAUCGAUAAAAGAUUUUAUUUAUGGUUCAACCUUUUCGUAGAGAGAUCCGCGCGACGUGAUUCUGUUGUUAUCGUGCUAAUCAUCCGCAAGGAAUGCGUUAAUAACGUCAUAAUGAACACACUGAUCUAGCAGUCACCCAAUAAUCGAUAUUAGAAACCUCCAACAGGGUUGAGCAAAAGUUUUUUCUGUGAUAUUUAAUCAAAUAUCAAAUAGAAUACACAAUUGUUUCAAACAGCAUAUCUUAUAUUUUUCAGUUAUAUAUCAGAAAUAUUCUGCUCAGCCCUGGAAUUGACAUAAUUGAGUUUAUGUAUCCGAUUAACUGUCGUAAUAAUAGUUUUCCUUUUCGAGUGCUUGCGCAUAGAGCCUACGUGAGAUGAAUGGCGUUGAGAAAGAGGCACUUUGCCAGAUUGUGCACGCCAGCAAAACCAUGCACGCAAACCAUAAGUUGACCACUAUUAUAGAUACAAAUGCUAGUCGUGUGUAUAAUUUGCAAGCCGGAGUGCUAAUUGAAAUUGUAUCUGUCCACUAAAUACUACUUUCAGUAAGUUCUAGCAUUAUCAUUUGUAAGUGAUAUGAGCGUUUUAAUGAUAUUGAGAAAAAAAAAAUAAUAUAUAUGUAUGUUGCGUAUAACGUAAAUUAUAAAAAAAAAGGAUCGCAAGAAUGUUAAAAAAAAAGGAAGAUUAUGAGAAAUUUACGAGGAAAUUUGAUUUUUCACUUUUGGCGGAAAUCGUCUGGCCACACUCAAUUUUUGAAAAUUUAUGCUCUUAAGCUCUUGUUUCAUAACACUGCGCAUGUUACAUAUAAAUUUUAUAUACAUAUAUACGUUUGACUAUUUACUAGCGCGUACCGUGUAGUGCGUGCGCGUGCUGAUGCACGUUAGUCAAUGAAUUUGUUGUGCCCUUAUAGUAGCAAAAUUGUAUACGCGGUGUGCCCGCCAUAAACGAUAUAUCAUCCGCAACUAUUUAUACACCUUUCCCGGAGAUGCGGGACUGCCGUAAUUUACAGGCGACUAAUCCACUGUACAUACCUAUUUAAGAAGAGAAAAACACUAACACGAAAUUAGGCGAUAAGUUGUAGAUUAUAGCCUGUUAAUCUCUGGUUAUAAUUGUUACUCUUGCCUUGCGUGCGACACGAGAAACGAUUUGCAUACCCCACGUUUAGGAGAAAUAAAAUGCCUAUAAUAUUUAGAGAAAUGGUGAUACACAAUUGUUCUUCUUUGGAUACCACCCGUACCUCUCUCAAUAGCGAUUGCGAAUCAAAAUCGCGAUCGAACGCGUCGAUUCGUGGCUUCGAAUUAUUGACAAUAUUAAUCGGAAGUAUAAAAUACAUCCAAUUUUAUAUUUUGUCGCAACAAUAAGUAGCGGAUUACGGACUGAUUCAUUCCAAUUCAUCAGACAAAAUCCUCGCGAGACGGAUUGAAACGAAUUAGAAUAAAUCGGUCGGAAAAGCGAUCGGAAUAAAUUUUACGCAGAUUUUCAUAAAUGGAUGUUUAAUGUAUAUGUACAAUAACGAAAUUAUUCGCAAAAUCUCUGUAAACGAUAUAAAACAAAUCGAAAAACAGAACGUAUAUUAGAAGCGAGAAUAGGCAAGAACAAGUUUAGGAUAGAGAAAAUCAAUAUGGCAAUGUUCCUACUACUCGAGGCCAGAGGUCAACUCCGUUAUAAAUAUAUGUACUCACACAUACGCAUACGUACACACAUUCACUCGCACUCACACGUAUAUAUACAUUGUAAAAAUAUGUAUAAGGCAAAUCGUAACGUCGGCUAAUCGACGUUUCGCUUCAGACACGACAAAAGCGAUACUUGGCAAAUAUUAUUAUUCGUUUUCGUUUACUUUCAAGGGAUUCGUUACAAUAACUUGGAACAAGAACAAUCAUGUCGUCCUGACAUGGGUAUUACUGAAAUAUGUGCAUAGAUACAUAAUGGUGGAUCUUAAUAUUUACAUAUAUCGGUAUUUAAUAAUGAACUUGAUUGCGUUUGAUGUUGAGUGAAUAAAAUGUGAAUGCAAUAUUGAAAUACUCCUAUAAUUUAAUUCCAAGCUGAAAAGCAGCAUUGAUCGUUCUAGUUCCAAGAAAAUUUACUUGAUACAUGCACGCUCGAUGACAAGUUGAUAAUUAAAACUAAUUAGAUAAAGAGAUUGAUUAUACAUACUAAGAGAACAAUAUUCCGUUAUUAGAUUAAUAAGCAAGAGAAAUAUUUCCAAGUAUAAUCAGAGAUUAAAUUAAAUAUGCAAACAAACAUGCUAAUUUUAUUUGCAUAUAUUUGCGCGAUUUAUCAAACAGUAAAUAUAGAAUCGAUGUGUGUGUUGGGAGGUAAUCUGUGUAAUUGUGUACACAAAAUAUAUAAUAUGUAGUAUGUUCUGA
Linepithema humile (Argentine ant) is the source of this 4324-nucleotide messenger RNA. Its product is annotated as adenosylhomocysteinase-like 1. Gene Ontology annotation, biological process: L-methionine cycle. Gene Ontology annotation, cellular component: cytosol. The record is from RefSeq and is a predicted model, not a curated record. Lineage: Eukaryota; Metazoa; Arthropoda; Insecta; Hymenoptera; Formicidae.